Geodia barretti is the source of this 885-nucleotide messenger RNA. NCBI's taxonomy places the organism in Eukaryota, Metazoa, Porifera, Demospongiae, Tetractinellida, Geodiidae. The record is from the annotation of a GenBank genome assembly.
UUGUGCUUGAGGAAAAUGGUAAGUCAUAAGAUGUGAGAAACAUAUCGACUUUGACAUUUUAGCUAAGUUAGUUUAUCACCAGAGCUGUAUAAUGAAUACCAGCCACGCCCCGCUUCGUGAGCGACGCUCGCUAGUAGUAUAGUUGGCACAGCGCGUCAUGCGCGGAAGCAGCACAAGAGCAGGAUCAAGCACAAAGGGAAGCAGAAGAGCUGGCCAAGCGCAAAGAAGAAGCCAAAGAGCAUAUCGAGGCACAACUUACUGAAGACUUGCAACCGCUUGCAGCGAAAUGGAAGGGUCUAGGCACCCAGCUCAGUGUUCCAGCAGCAGAGCUGGAUGCGAUAGCAGCAGAGCAAACUUGUUCAGAAUGCCUCCGGAGAAUCAUCCAGGAGUGGCUAAAAAAUGGCAAGAAGCACACGAAGGCAGACCUGGUGGAAGUUUUGAAGAAGCAAGCGGUUGGAGAAACGCGGCUUGCAAACCGUAUUUCAGCUGCAGAUGACAAAGUUAUUCCAGAUGAUUUUGACGAGGACUCUACGCGUAUUCUCUGUGAAGAGCUAAAUGAGAUUGCAUACAAGUAUAGUGAGCUCGGCCUACAGCUGUUAGGCACCAACAGUGCAGUUAAGAAAAUCGAAAAUAAAGUGAAGGAUGUGAAACGCUACCUAGGUGAAAUGAUUGCAAAGUGGCUAGCAAAUUAUUACACAGGGAACCAGCCAUUCGAAGAUGUGUUGGUCGCCAUUCGAAGCAAAUCAGUAAGCGAAAAGGCACUUGCAAAUACGUUGGAAACAAAAUGGAAAGAGAAAGGAUUCUGUAAGUCACUUCACCAAUAACUGCUGUCACUCAUAGCCAGGUUCCUCCCCCUCUCUCCAAACAGUGCCUGAAGAACCAGCC